Tetrahymena thermophila SB210 is the source of this 1158-nucleotide messenger RNA. RefSeq names its product methylene-tetrahydrofolate dehydrogenase/cyclohydrolase NADP-binding domain protein. The record is from RefSeq and is a predicted model, not a curated record. Gene Ontology annotation, molecular function: methenyltetrahydrofolate cyclohydrolase activity; methylenetetrahydrofolate dehydrogenase (NADP+) activity. Gene Ontology annotation, biological process: tetrahydrofolate interconversion. NCBI's taxonomy places the organism in Eukaryota, Ciliophora, Oligohymenophorea, Hymenostomatida, Tetrahymenidae. The transcript is spliced from 5 exons. Gene Ontology annotation, cellular component: cytosol.
AUGUUUAUGAAAUUCACUGUAAAGACUACACAACAUUUUUUAAAUGUGAUAAAGCGUUCUUUCUCAGUAUAAGCUGAAUAACCUAUUUUAGUUAAUGGAAAUAAAAUAUCAAAAGAUGUGCUUUAAAAAGUGAAGGAAAGGAUACUAAGUAUUCGUGAAAGAGUAAAUAUUAGAGAACCUAAGCUAGCUAUAAUAUUAGUUGGUAAUGCAGCUGAUUCAAUAUCUUACGUUUCAGUCAAAUAAAGAGCUUGCAAGCGUGUAGGAGUUCAAUCUGAGUUGAUUCAUUUACCUGAAACAACAACUUAAAAAGAAGUUAUUUAAAUAGUUGAAGACUUGAAUAAAAGAGAAGACGUUGAUUCAAUAUUAACAUAAUUACCGUUUCCAGCACAAAUUUCAAAGACUAUUGUAAUCAAUUAAAUUGAACCAAGUAAAGAUGUGGAUGGUUUGUAAAGAUGUUUCCUCACUUAAUAGUUAAUUUGGGAUGAUCAUAAUAAUAGAGCUCUCCCAUGCACUCCAUAAUCUUGCUUGCACAUUCUUGAUACUCAUAAGAUCGAUGUAAAAGGUAAAUAAGUUGUUAUGCUUGGUAAAGGCUUGCUAGUAGGAUCUCCUUUAGGCGCAAUUUUGCUUGGUAGAGGAGCUAUAGUUAGUAUGUGUGAUAAGAAAAGUGAUUUGAGUAUUGCUUUAAAAGAUGCUGAUAUUUUAGUAUCUGCUACUGGUGUUAGAAAAUUAGUUAAAGGGGAGCAACUUAAAAAAGGAGUUAUUGUUAUUGAUGUUGGAUGCAGUAGACCUCUUCCACACGAAGAUUAGUCAUCUAUUGUUGGAGAUGUUGAAUUCGAAUCAGUAAUAUUAAAGGCAAGUUUAUUAACACCAGUACCUGGAGGAGUUGGGCCUGUUACAGUCAGUAUGUUGAUUCAAAAUGUUGUAAAAUAAUGGGAGAGAAAUAAUAGUGUACUAAUUUCUUAAGUUAAAUUUGAAGAUGUUAAUCAAUAGGAUAGGGAAAGUCUAGAUUCAAUGGAAAAAGAAUAAUAAGUAGAUAGCCAUUAAAAAUAAAUAAAUGACAUAAAUGAGGGUAUUUAUAAAGAAGAAAUUGCUGAUCAAUAGCAAGAAAAAUUAAAAAAGAUAAUUUAAAACCCUAAAAAGGAUAUUCUAAUUUAAUGA